This is a messenger RNA of Pseudozyma flocculosa PF-1, 1500 nucleotides long. RefSeq lists its product as uncharacterized. Gene Ontology annotation, cellular component: zeta DNA polymerase complex. Lineage: Eukaryota; Fungi; Basidiomycota; Ustilaginomycetes; Ustilaginales; Ustilaginaceae. The record is from RefSeq and is a predicted model, not a curated record. The transcript is spliced from 2 exons. The coding region runs from base 1 to 1500 and encodes 499 amino acids.
AUGGACAAGGGCAAGGCGCGCGCACUCGAGCCCAACAUUGGCGUCGCCGCCGACCCCGCCGCCUCGUCGCCCCUCUCGUACAACCAGCUCGUCGAUGCCCUCGUCGACUUUCUCGAAGUCGCAUUCCACACCAUCCUCUGCCUCCGCGGCGUAUACCCAAACGACGUAUUCACCCGCAGGAAAAAGUACUCGCACCCCUGCUACCAGUCACGCCACCCGGGCCUCAACGAGUACAUCGCACGCAUCCUACGCAGCCUAAAGGCCGAGGUACACCAGUCCAAGGUCGACAAGGUCUUCCUCGUCAUACGGCCCAACGUCGCCUCGCCACCCUCACCCUCGCCCACUCUCUCGCCCUCGGCCAGCACCUCGUCCCCCCACACAUCCUCAUCGCCAGCCGCCGCCUACGAGCGCUUCACAUUCGCCCUCUCCUACAUCCUGCCCUCGUCGCACAUCGACCCGCGCGACCGCAACCUCGCCCUCUCGCACAACCUCACCCGCUCCGAGCUCGACAUUAUCUUCCGCGGCUUCCUCCAAAAGCUCAUGGUCGUCGACGGCGCACUCUACGACAUUCCCAACGCCACCGCCACCGCCACCGGAGGGGGUGGUACCGCGUCGCAGGCCGGUCAGGAGGGCGAACUGACGUUUGCUGUCGUCAUCGAGAUGAACGACGACGCUACCCCUUCGGGUCAGGCAAAGGAUCAGCCGGCCGAGGGAGAUUGGAUCUUUGCCGAUGACGACAAUAUCGGCAGAUUGGCGAGGGCCGACGAGAGGAGGAGGAGAGGCGAAGAGGAUAGGCUGCGCCGCGCCCAGCUUGGACAACCCCCGGCGUCAAAGGACGGCGGCCGUCCCUCGGGCUCCCACUCGGAUGCCGAUUCCGCUUCCGCUUCCGACGACGACGAUGACGGAUCGAGACCCACAGUCCGACACAUCAAGACGCUCGACUCGGGCGUCAUCAACAUGAUGAUGUACGUCGAAGAGGACCUCGUAGCCAAGCUCGGUCCAUCCGCUCCACGGCAUCGCCGCCGCCGCAGCAGCGAUCGCAACGCCGCCAGCGGCCGCCAGGGUCAGGGUCAGGGUCAGGGUCAGGGUCAGGGUCAGGGUCAGGGUCAGGGUCAGGGGCCCAGCAGCAGAAAAGAUUCGACCACAACCGCUGCGUCCGCAGCAUCCCGGCUGCUCUCGACGAAAGCGAGUCAGCUUCUCCACUCCGACGUCCACUCGCAGCAGCAAGCGGGCAGCAGGACAUCGAGGAACCGGGCUAAGCGACUAGACGGAGAGAGGGAGCUCGACCAGCCGCCCGUGGCCGACUUUGACUCUAUGGCGGCUGGCGGCAGGCGAGCAAAGGGCGCUGCUAAGCGGAAGCGCGCCAGGAUGACGCUCGGCGACACGCGCGCCGCGGAAAGCGAGAGCGAGAGCGAGAGCGAUAGCAGCCAUGCCAUGUCCGACGAUCGAUCCAGCAUCGACAUACGGGACGCUGGUGGCAGCGACGUCGACUUGCGGUGA